CUGCACGGCAGACUUCGUGCCUGCUAUCCGGUGGGCGGUUACGACACGCUUCUGAGCUUGCUGCAAAACAUGGGCUACCGAGUUUUGAAGCAGCACGAACAUGACUUCAGCAGAUAAGGAGUUUUCAGAAGACAGCAAUUUUUCGCCAAAAGCUGGCACCAGCAAGCUGCCAACAGAUGCAUCUCCUGACUCUAAAUGCCCCAUCUGCUUGGAUAGAUUUGACAAUGUGGCGUAUCUUGAUCGCUGCUUGCAUAGGUUCUGUUUUCGCUGUGUCCAGGAGUGGUCAAAAAAUAAAGCAGAAUGCCCCCUCUGCAAGCAACCCUUUUUUUCCAUUUUCCAUACAAUUCGUGCUGAAGAUGAUUUUAAAGAGUAUAUACUCAGCCCAUCUGAACAUAGCUCUUUUGCAAGCCCUGAUGGCCGGAGAUUUCGUUACCGUACUACCUUAACAGGAGAGCGCCGCGCUGGCAGUUCUCCUUCCAGAAGGACACUGUCACCUCCAGAUAACGGGGUAUUGUUUGAAGGGUUGUCUAAUGAACCAGUGCGGCAGAGAGUUGAAGAGAUUCAGCAUAUGAUAAGGAGUCUGGCCUCAAGGAGGCAGGCUAGCGCAGAGGGCAUAUCUCUGCAGCAGAUUCAGGAGGAGGACAUGAUCAACUUCCGCAGAGCUCUGUACCGCAGUGGUGUGCGUAUUCGUAGUAUUCAGGAUGGUGGCCGCUAUCGAGACAUUUCAGCAGAGUUUUUCCGCCGCAACCCUGCUUGCCUUCAUAGGUUGGUUCCUUGGUUGAAGCGAGAACUUACAGUCCUGCUUGGUGCCCAUGGAUCUUUGGUUAAUAUUGUGCAGCACAUAAUUAUGAGUAAUGUGACUAGGUAUGAUCUGGAAAGUCAGGCAUUUGCUGACGAUCUAAAGCCAUUUUUGCUGAAUCGGACUGAACACUUCUUACAUGAAUUCAUCAGUUUUGCCCGCUGUCCUUUUAACUUAGAGGCAUAUGAUCAACAUGCAAAUUAUGACUGUCCUGCACCAUCAUAUGAUGAAGGAAGCCACUCAGACUCAUCAAUUAUUACAAUAUCUCCAGAUAUGGCAUAUUCUCAAGGGCCAGAUAACAAUUUGUCUGUGACUGGUCUUGGUCAGGCCCCCUGGGACGAUGAAACUCCAGGGCCUUCCUAUUCCAUUUCAGAAGAGGCUCGUGCAACCAUAGCUUCUCCUCUGGAGACGUCAGAAAGUUCUGAUGAGGGUUCUGCUACACAGAGUCGAAGAACCAAACUGAAAGCUCAGUUACAGGCUGAUGCUGAUUUGAACAACAGUGAUUCUUCCUCAGACAAUUGUGUUAUUGUUGGGUAUGUUAAGCCAUUAGCUGAGAGGACACCAGAAGUGGUUGAGCUGUCCUCGGACACUGAGGAGUCCAUCAAGGAAGAGAAAAGGGAAGAUGUGAAGAAACAGCAACCAAUCCAGUGUCGCAGCUGGAGUGAUAGUGAACCAAGCAGGAGUUUAUCGCCAUGUUCCCCCAUGUAUAAGGAGGAUGUAGGUAGUUGUAGAAGCUGCUUAUCUCCUGCAGUUGAGAAGACAGAGUCAAAAGAUGAGAAGAACAAGUGUAAAGUAAAAGAUUUGUCUCCACAGGACUUGAGCUGGAGCCCCUCUCUGGGGAGCGACACAGUAUGCUCCCCUUGGAAUCACAGGCUGUCUAGAAAGGGAAAGUCCAGGAGCCCACAGUCCUUUUCACGGAGCAGUCGCAGUCAUGGCCAUCGGUCUAGGAGGGAGCAUCGUAGCAAAAGCCAACUUAGAAGGAGACAAUCGAGAAGCAGAGAUAGUAGCAAACAUAGGAGCAAAAGAAGCAGCAGGCGAUCAAGAGCUCAUGACACCAGAGUGUCUCUAAAAAGCCAGAGAGGCUCAUUAAGUCAUGAGAGCACUCCAUCCAGAGAAAUAAGCAGAUCACGAUCACGUAGCAAAGGCCAUGGCAAAAGGAGAUCAAGAAGCAGAGACAGUGAUCGUUACUAUGUAAGAGACAGUUAUCAAAGUAGAUGCCAGUGGAGCUAUGCUUUCUGUAGUCAGAAGGUGUUCGGAGAUGACAAUGAAUCCUCCAGCAGGAGGAGGAAUCAGUCUAAUGUCCUCUAUUCAAGGCAAUCUGAUAGUCCAGAAUACAGGAUACGAUCAUUUAUUGAAAGGAGAGAUCCACAUGGCCAGAGGGGACUCCGUGAGAGACACUAUUACUGUUAUGAAAAAUGCAGGUCAAGGAGUCGAUCAAGCAAUAGGUCAAGGACCCCUUCUGGAGGAACUGACAGAAUGAAAAGUGAAAAGCCUGGUGGAAAAAGGAAGUACAAAACUCGCCAUUUGGAAAAUGCAUCCAUGGAGAGCACAAGUCUAGAAAGAGAAAAUGAACCCAAGAAAACUUCCUCAAAAUUCAGUGACUACUUCAAAAAUGAAGAUAGCCUUUCAGACAAUCGAGCAAGCAGUGAGACAAAGCGUAAGAAAAAGAAAAAAAAGGUGAGGAGUCCGAGUGUGGAGAUAGUCUAUGAAGGAAAAGCAACAGACACUGCAAGGCAUCUUAAAAAGAAAAAGAAAAAGCAUAAGAAGAAACACCGGAAACGUCACAUGAGUAACUCGGCAUAUUCUUCUCCAGUUGUGAUUACAAUUGAUAGUGAUAGUAGCAAGGAACCAGAAAGUACUGAACGUGAUAGCAGUAUUACUUGGACAGGCACAACUCAGAUAAAUGAGAGGGAAAACGAGUCUCCAUCUUCUUGUCUGAGAAAGACAGGAUGUGAAGAUGUUUACAGAGUUGGUGAAGAAACUGGAGGAGUAGUCAAAAAGUGCAAUAUUCCUACCAGAAAGGGAGGCUUAGAUGGUGGCAUUAGAAAUGCUGAUGUUGAACUUCGAGAAACAGCAGCUGAUCAGGGUCUUACCACAGCAGAUACCAGGAGUAAUACCCCUCGCACAGAAACUGUAACCAGCUACAGUCAAGCAGCACCAGCAGCGCCUUCCAGUCAACUGCCUUCCCCAAGGACUUCCUUCCUAGAGUGUCCAGAGAGACAACCAUUGAUACUAAGACUGCCAAAGACACUUGUCAACAGAUCCUCUUGGUUUGAUUUCCCAGAAGAAAAAAUGUAGCACACUUUCCAUGGAACACUUUUUAAAAUUAAUUUUUUUUAAGUACUUUUUUCCCAUUGAGAACAAAAACACCUGAUGUGAUCCAUGUAUGCUAAAAGAUGUCUGGGAAAUGUGUAAAAACCUUUUAAUGUGUAUGCACUUUUGAGUCAAAUAAGAUAGAAUAUUACUAGUACUUAAAUCUUCUCAGAAGACUGGAAGUUCUGAUUUCAUAAAGCCAUCCUGUAUUCUUGUAGUAUGUAAAAUAUAUCCAUGGACUAUUUCAAAGUUUUGCUUUAAAACAAGUCGCAAAAAUGGAGCCCAAAUCAAAAGCCAGAAGAUGCAUAGUAGAGUGAUUGCUUUUCUUAGACAAAGCUAAAAUUGUUUAGUUUAUUAAUUGUUCAGGCUGAAUUCUACCGUUAUUUUAGUGUAUUUGGUUUAAGCUAAAAUGUAAUCAGUUACUUCUAUAUACAUCUUCAACAGGACUUCCAGUAACCUAAGUGGGCUAUGUCAAAAUCUAAAUAAAGCAAUAAGACUUUUUUAAAAAAAAUGAAUU
Molecule: messenger RNA, 3629 nt
Organism: Athene cunicularia (burrowing owl)
Lineage: Eukaryota; Metazoa; Chordata; Aves; Strigiformes; Strigidae
Gene: TOPORS
Product: TOP1 binding arginine/serine rich protein
Exons: 2
Coding region: 101-3097 (998 amino acids)
Biological process (GO): protein monoubiquitination; protein polyubiquitination
Molecular function (GO): ubiquitin protein ligase activity; metal ion binding
Source: RefSeq, a predicted model, not a curated record